Ostrinia nubilalis (European corn borer) is the source of this 1438-nucleotide messenger RNA. RefSeq names its product probable chitinase 2. Gene Ontology annotation, molecular function: chitinase activity; chitin binding. The coding region runs from base 24 to 1337 and encodes 437 amino acids. The transcript is spliced from 8 exons. Gene Ontology annotation, cellular component: extracellular region. NCBI's taxonomy places the organism in Eukaryota, Metazoa, Arthropoda, Insecta, Lepidoptera, Crambidae. Gene Ontology annotation, biological process: carbohydrate metabolic process; chitin catabolic process. The record is from RefSeq and is a predicted model, not a curated record.
UAAAGUUCGAACCAGGCUUCACUAUGCGAUUGAUUUUAUUAUUUGUGUUGAGUUUUUGUGCCAGUGCGGUGUUCGCGAAUGACGAUAAAAUAGUAGUCUGCUACUAUGGCACAUGGGCGAUAUACCGGACUGGCUUGGGCAAGUUCGACGUAGACGACAUCGACCCAUUCCUCUGCACGCAUCUGGUGUAUGCCUUCAUCGGCAUCGACGCUGAAGGAACAGCUCAGGCGCUUGACCCUGAACUUGAUGUUGAAAGAGGUAACUUCAAGAACUUCACUUCGUUGAAAGAAAAGAACCCGAACCUCAAAACGCUUGUAGCUGUCGGAGGAUGGAGCGAAGGGUCAGCUAAUUACUCUAUUAUGGCUGCAGAACCAGAAUAUCGGCAGAACUUCAUCAACACCUCUCUGGCAAUGAUACUGGAAUACAACUUCGAUGGUCUGGACGUAGACUGGGAGUACCCCAAUCGCAGAGACACGGUGCAUGGUGAAGACGACAUUGAGAACUUCAGCACUCUCCUUAAGGAGUUGAGGGAGGAAUUCGAUAAUUACGGUCUACUGCUGACAGUCGCUGUAUCUGCUGUGGAGGAAGCUGCUGUGCAGUCCUAUGACGUUCCAAGUGUUGCCAAGUACGUAGACUACAUUGGCGUUAUGACAUACGACAUGCACGGCUCCUGGGACUCCGUGACCGGCCACAACGCGCCUCUGUUCAUAAGUGAAGGAGAGAGUGCUGAAAACGAAACCACUCUGUACAACGUCAAUAAUGCUGUCAAGUAUUGGCUUAGUGCAGGAUGUCCUCCCGAGAAGUUGGUUAUGGGGGUUCCAUUUUACGGGCGCACAUUCAACCUGAGUGACCCUUCAGUUAACGCUCCAAAUUCACCUUCCAACGGAGCUGGUCUCGCCGGUCCUUACACUGCUGAAAGUGGAUAUGUUGGGUAUAACGAGUUCUGCCAUAUCCUUCAGAACGAGUCUUCUUGGACCGUCCAAACCGACAACCUUGCCAAAGUGCCUUACGCCUUCCUCGACUACAACUGGGUAUCUUUCGAUAACGUUGAAUCCAUCACCACCAAAGUGGAGUACGCCAACAGCUUCAACCUUCGCGGUAUCAUGCUCUGGAGUAUCGAGACUGAUGACUUCCACGGCCUCUGUGGAGAGGGAACAUUCCCUCUGCUGAACACCAUCAACACAGUUCUAGCUGAAGGCUCAUCAGAAGCCGGACCCAACAACCCUCCUGGCAAUCACGGCCCUCCUGGCCAUCACGGCCCUACUGGCAAUCACGGCCCUCCUGGCCAUCACGGCCCUCCUGGCCAUAACAACCCUCCUCAUCAUCACCAUCAUUAAAUAUGGAAACCUACUUCCAGGCCCUUAAAAGAAGAAUUGAAGACAAAUCUAUAGUACAAGUAUUAUGAAUCUCCUAGAGUCCAAGGAAAUGGCACUCUUUU